Molecule: messenger RNA, 4061 nt
Organism: Phyllopteryx taeniolatus (common seadragon)
Lineage: Eukaryota; Metazoa; Chordata; Actinopteri; Syngnathiformes; Syngnathidae
Gene: nat16
Product: N-acetyltransferase 16
Exons: 6
Coding region: 379-1752 (457 amino acids)
Molecular function (GO): acyltransferase activity, transferring groups other than amino-acyl groups
Source: RefSeq, a predicted model, not a curated record
GCGUCAGAUGAUGCCCCCCCCCCUCAAGCUUUAAUCAUCAAAACGCUUUGUAAAGAACGGACACAUGGACGCCGCUAUUGUAAAUAUGCGCUGCACAUAUGAAUGCAGUCAUUGUUUGAUUGGAUUGAGCCGGCCAACUAACAUUGGCGCAGGAAAUGUGCUUGCAUUUCCCUUCAUUGCUCCGAAAAGGAUGAUUUCUUGAUUGCGAGAGCUCUUUGUUCAUCUCUACCGAUCGUGACAGGCAGAACAACUCUUUGCUCUUUCUGUGCGCCGUCAGCCAUUUCCGUUGUGGAAAAGAAAAAGGCUCCUUUGCUUGUAUUGUAAAAAAGCGGAGUUGGGUUGGGAGUUUGCCGGCUCGCUCCUUGGAAUUCCGCGCACAUGCGAAAUCCGAGGAUGAGGAGGGGGUUCUGGCCCGCUCCAGCGAGUCCAGUUGGCUCGACGCGGACACCGGGAGGGGCGGGGCCAGAGCGGCUCGAUCCCGCAGCCGCGCGGUCGCUCGUCUAUUCAUCGCAGGAACCAGUUUCCACCCUCCGCGACCUCCAUCAUCCAAGGACGACCGCCACGGCACGGCACCGAGCCUCAUCCUUCGGGCCGCAUGACAGCGCUACGCUCAAGUGUUUACAACAACGCGGAGCCUUUGGAUGGGCCCGGAUCUGCCAGGACUCCUUUUUGGUGUCCAUAUUCUCAGCGCCUUACGGACGGGAGAAUCCUACCCCGAACACGCUCGUCAGUUGUUUCAUGAUGAAGAUCGACAGCAGCCUGAGCGCGCCGCAGCCGCCCGAGUCCUUGUCCCAGGCCGGCCUUCAGUUCACCGUGGCCACCGAGGAGGACUUUGACGACAUCAUGGCCAUAAGCCAGGACAUCUACGGAGGCCUGGACUACCUGCCCACCAGGUACAGCAGCUGGCUGCAGGAAACCAACCGCACAGUCAUCCUGGCACGAAAACAGGGAAAAGUGAUUGCCCUGGAGUCGGUAUGCGUGAUUGACGAAGGCGAGACCAUGCUGGUGGAGGGUCUCCGCGUCGCCCCCCAGGAAAGGGGCAAGGGCGUGGCGGGAGUCCUGCUGCGCUUUUGCUGCGAGCUGGUCAAGUCCAAAUACCCCGAGGUGAAAGUCACCCGCCUGACCCGCGACGAUCGGCUCGGGCCCAAGGACUUCCAGAAGUAUCGCAUCGUAACCAAGCAGGGCAUCCUACUGGUGCGUUUCCGAGCCGAGGACCUCAAGUGCCGGCUUUCGGACCUCGGCGGAGGAGGAGAAACCCAGCCGGAGUCCGCCUCGUUGCCAAACGCUCCCCCGAUCCGCCUGGACCAGGGCGCCGCCCGUCGGCUCUUUCUGGCUAGCGACUUGAUGCGGGGGGUCCUCCCGAACGCCACCAUCAUUCAAGAUUGGCAGCCUUUCAAGCCCGUGCCCGGUAACAUGGCCAUCCUGAUGAAGAAAGAUAUCGACUGGAUGGUGGAUGACGCAUCCAAGCCGAGCGUGGGAAGCCUGUGUACUUUCCCCUUUAGGGUCCCCAUUGGAGAAGACUGGUACUACCUGAACAUCGACAUGUUCGGCAAAGACCUGGAUCUGGUCCGCCGGCAGUUCCUGAGCCACCUGCAGCGCCACACGGCCACCUUGAAGGGUCACGUCAUGUGCCAGAUGUUCCUGGACCCGCCCUUGUGGAAGCCCAUGGCUGACUUUUGCUGCCACGCCCUGAGCGUGGAGCUGGUGAAGGAGUACACGGAGCAAUGCGUGGUGGAGUCCGACGUCGUGUAGCAGAGAAGCUCAAGGGAACGGACGCGGCCAGUUUGGGAUGUUGAGGGAAUGGAGAUCAAACCGACUAACUCUACUAGAUAAGCACCGCACGUCUACGCCCUAUCGUGUGACGCCAAUAGUUAUAAGAAGCAGUAUUUGAUGUUUUGUGUUUGGUUUUUUUUUCAUAGCGAGUGGAUGACUGAACGCUUGAUUGUUUUGUUUUUUUUGUCACCCCAUAAGCUCACAUUCGGGUUGAGAGUCAUGCAUCGGCGGAGGCCGUCUCAUCUCGCAAUCGCGACACGGCAACAGUGCAAUCGGCUUACGAGUCCGCGCGCAUCUCUGAAGGCACUUUAAAUUCACUUUCGACAGAAUCCCAGCAACUACGAAGAUCAAACUGACAUCCAUUAUCUGCUGCGUGACUGCUCUUAACUGUAAAUAUAUACACACACCAGUAUGUUACUAAUUCCCUAUUUUUGCCAAGUGCAAAAACAAACUCUCUAAGCUGCGUGUGACGUGUUUUUCUUUGUAGGUGGCUAUUCUGAUGGCAAACCAAAUGCUUGAUCGCAAGUCGGAUCAUGGAUGAUGUAAAAUGUAAUUACUAAUACCUCAUGUCGGUGUGGGUUGUUUCGCAAGAAUAAUGACAUUUGGAUGUUGAAGAAUGGGAACACCAAGACUUAUUGAUACUAUUGUUUCGAGUAUGACAUCAGACAUACGAUUGGAACACACGAACCACCUCGGUGGUACACGAGAAGAGAGAGAAUCUCAGUAUUUUUCUUGGACCUCUUGUCAGAAAGUGUCAAAUGACUUUUAAGCCACUGGACUGGUUUAUGAUGAAUUGACAGACACAAACGGUACGGUCACCGUCUCAUCAAAGGUAUGCGCUCCGUCUCGAUGCUUUUCAUUGAAAGUUUAAAAAGGAUAUUUUAGCUCAUACAAAUGUAUGAAUUCACAUACGUUCGUUCAGGGAGGCUCCCAAAUGCAACUUGGGUUUUAACCAAAGAAGGUCACAAAUCAUUGGAAGAACUUGCGCGCCAUGGAUGCUAGAUCAGGGGUCGCCCCCCCCCGAGGACCACACGAGUAACCCCUGGGCCUGUUCUAAAAAUGGCUCACAUUGUGAUUUCCUAGGAACGCUGUAGAAGUCAACAUUUGGAAAACUGCAAACACUUGCAGAGACGUAUCGAAGUGUUGCAUACGGACCGUUAUCGCUUUCCUACCUUGUUAAAUCGUCGUCGGUAAUUGAUCGGUGUCUCCGCAUAGAUGAAGAUCAAUAAUUCUGAACGAUAACCCAAUUCAAAAGGUCCUUUCAACGCAUUUGAAAUCCGUAACUUAGAAGUAGCUCCCAGUUUCAAAAGGGUUGAAACGAGAUCUCGUCACACCGUCGAGCCCAAAUGCACGUGAAUGAGCCACGCAUUGAAACCAAGCAAGUGACCCGCAUACCGAGUCAGGUGAUGAGACGCCGAGCGACUACGUCACAAAUGAUCUCACGUUAUUUUGCUUCUGUGUGGUGGUUUGUUUUUGUUUUUUUUUUUUUGAAUAUGCUCUCCACUCACAUACGACUCGGGAGAUAUCGAACCCCGAUUGACCCUUUAUGCAAGUGCCAUACUCCGACAAACUAUUUUCUCAAUCCUAAUAUGAAAAGUGUGCCGUUGCAUACAAACACUGACACCGCUUUGUGCGACCAUACAGCACUUUGCUCAAUCAUGGACUAUUAUAUGGACCGUGUGUAUGUGUGUUUAACCAAGCCAUUGCGUUGUCAUGCACUUUAGUCGUCCGUGGCAAUAACGUCGGAGUAGCGUCUUUACCUUCAAUUUGUCAUCUCGCGGGAGUGCAGACGAGCCCUGAAGAACCGACGGGAGGAUGUCGUCAUGACUGAUGCUCGCUCGUACAUUAUACAUAUACAGUACAUGCAUUGUAUUUUUGGAAGCGCCCAUUUAACUAUAGACUAUACUGUGUAACAGACAUGUGCUCAUGUGACAUGCAAACUACGACCAGUGUUCAGAAGAUAGUGAACAUCGAGUUGUCUCGUGUGUACGGAUGCCGUGGAAAAGCGGGAGCAUUUGGGGGAGAGCAUGAACAAAACUUCCUUCCUCAUUGAAGUCUUUCUCAAGAUGACGAACUUGCCUGUGCUCGCUUGCUUCGAAUCAUUACAUUGGACUGCUGAAAAGCCACCAGCAUCGACAUGCUCGCGGCUCAACGCCGCUCAAGUCACCCGUCACUUCAGUUUGAUAGAGUCGUGUAUUUUUGAUAGCCGAACGGACCUACAGUAUAUUUGGAUAGUUCAUGUUCAAACCUCCUGUCUUGAAAUAAACCCUGUGUGCAGCAAAGUCAAA